AGUACAGGGAUAGUAACUCUCGCGUUUGGGAGAUAGAGCACCAUCUCAUGGUAAGGAUGGUGGCAACAAUAGACCAUAGUCAUGCCUGUUUGUGAAGUCAUUUGAGAUCCUUGAGGGACGGCAAAGGACUGUUAUUUUGUUGAAGUCCAUUAGCUCAACCACAGUAACUGUAGACGUAUUGAACUUUUCCUUGUCACUUACAGCUUGGUGGUGUUGAAGAACUGCUGCUUAAACUCGUGCCUGGGGAUUAAUCUGGAGCAGUGGCUCUAGGAAGAUGCUAUUGUCUGUUUUGUACAAUAAAAGGUUCUCUCUCCACUGAAAUGCAGCCACCUUUGAGGUGGAAGUAGUUAAACAACACACAGCAACAUCACACAAGAGUUUAGGACAGGCAGUGAAGUGGAACAGCCAAGUGAAACAUCAGGGGGAGUUCUAGUUCCUGAACAUGUCCCGGAAGGAUCCCUGCCAGAAACAAGCCUGUGAAAUACAGAAAUGCUUGCAAGAGAACAACUAUCUGGAGUCCAAGUGUGAAGCUGUGCUUCAGGAGAUGCGGAAAUGCUGCGCUCGGUACACCAAGGGCAGAUCCGUCUGUUGUUCAGGGUUUGAGAGAGAAGAAAGGGAGAGAGAAAAGGUUAAGUUGACUGCAGAAGGAAUUUCCCCACCACCUCAGUAACACAAUGCAGCUCCAGCAGGUGCUGGAGCAUGAACUCACUUGAAGAGCUCGUGUGUGUUUUUUCAAGCCUUCUUUAGACUUUCAGAAAAGCCAGAUUGCUCCUGGAACACACCGUUCAGCACACCAAAAAGCAUUACACAGUACCAACAGAUGGCCUGGUUAACUUUAUUUUCUGUAGGAAAACAUAAUCUAUGUUGCCUCUGCAUCACACCUGUGAAAUGUCAACUUGAUGUUUUUAGGAUGCUUACCUUACUCUAAUCCAUCCUUGCUCUAAAAAUGGAGAAUUGGAACCAAGUUAUUCUGGCUUCUGGAGUGAGAGGUACAGGAAAUGAGCUCAGAAGAGUGAGUUUAAACAUGAAACAAACCCAUCUUGAUACAACAAAGGUAUUGCUGCCACCAUGCAGUAGUUCAAGACAACAUUUGCCUGUCCAGUGGUUCAAGCUCAAGAAUGGGAAUCAGGUCUGGUGAUUGUUCCUAAGUCUUGCAUAGAUCAUGAGUGACUACAAGUCACUUUGCCUAAGUGCCUCACUUUUCCACUGGACAGAGUUGUUUCUUUUAUAUUUGAAUUGCCUACACGCUGCUAUUUGCAUGAUAAAGAUGUUACAGGAGUAUUAUUUCAGGGAUUGCUACAGGGAUAGGAUAUUUUUUUAAAAAAGCAAUAUUCAUUUGAAAGAUUGACUGUUGAUACAAAAUUUAUAAAUUUAUGUCUAAUUGAACACCUUUAGCAAUAUGCUUUGAAUCUAAGUCUAGUUAAAAUUGCUGAUACCCAAAGGCCUGUCACAGAGCCCUGGGCUAGAUCCAAGAACUGACUUAGGUGCUGCUUACUGAACAAGCAGUUGUAGGCAUUUAUUUUCCACACAGCAUUCCAGACUCACUCUCAAGCCCGUUAUGUCUGGACCCCAGGAGAGAUGGCUUUCCAGAAGCUCUUGACCAUGCAGCAGAAUUUCCUGUGACCUGUAGGAAGAGCUCAUAGACAGGUUCCUGCACCACCCUUCAGAGCUGCCUGUCUCGCUAUCCCCAGGAUAUCCCAGCAGGAGUCCAGGCACCCAAAUAUCAGGCUCCCAACCCACUAGCCCUAACUCUGUAUUAGAUCUAGCCGUAAAGGACUUUUGUGCUGUGAUCAAGUACAACUUAUGAAAUAGAGCUUCUAUAAACCACUGAUGUCUAGGCACAAUAGUUGUGUGUAUUGAAGCCUAGAAGAGCAAACCAUCUGUAUUCACUGCUCUGAAAUACCAUGGUACAAAAUAAACGACUGGAACAAA
Messenger RNA from Sturnus vulgaris (Common starling), 1932 nucleotides. The record is from RefSeq and is a predicted model, not a curated record. NCBI's taxonomy places the organism in Eukaryota, Metazoa, Chordata, Aves, Passeriformes, Sturnidae.